UUUUUACCUUCAUUCACAUCUCUGCUAGUAGCGCGCGAUUUGCAAAUUAUAUUUUAAAAGAUAAUGAUGGAAGGGUGCGAAAAUACAAACAUAAAUUUCGCAUAUCUUUUAAACUCAGAUCCUACAUUUAUUUCUGCUAAUGUUUCGAAAGCUCACGCCUUCAGCAUAUGUGCUGACGCAGUGGAGCAGGGGCAGGUCACUCCCAGUGAAGUACUUGCAUUGUGGAUGAAUAAAUUAAGAAUUGUUUACAAUUUUGAAAAUUUUUGCGAAGUUGAUUGGAGGCGUUUAACGCUGUGCUGUCAGAAUUACUUCGAUAAAUUCGUGUACAGUGAAACAGAUGUGGAUGGGACAUAUUGCCAGCUGCGGUCCUGGUUGGAAGCAUCAACUAUGUUUCUUGAACAGUUGCACACAGAUGCGAAGAAAAUCCAUUUAACUGGUAUAUGCUUAUUUCUACAGUUUAUUUUGGGCACUGUGCAAAAAAGUUGCACAUUUUUCCGAAUAAAUGGCAGUAAAGUCGAUUGGAAAUCCCAAUUAGGCUCCAUAAACACGCUGCAUAACUGUUCGCUUAAGUUGGUGUGGGAUAGCUUGGAGUGUCGAGAGAAAAUGAGUUCUAUGGAUUAUUGUGCUAUUGUCCCUUUUAUAAAUAUGGUAUGCUUAAAUAUCACACAGGAUUCGUUUAUAGAUAUAAAAACCAAGAUCGAAGCAUGGAAGUAUGUGACAAAAUUCACUGUGGGAUAUGUUGAUUAUAAAAAAGUUUUGGGAGAGUCGCAUUGGCCGCAAUUGCCAAUGAGUGUUUUAAUACACGAAGUGGAAAGGAAUAUACUUGCAAUUUAUAAGAAGGAACUAAAAGAGGAUGUCCAAAAUGUAGAGCAAUAUUUGCGAGUUACUGGUUUUUAUUUAAGAAUAUUACAUAAAAUGACAACAGUUUUUCAGCACUCAGACUUCCCAGUCGCCAAAGACUUUUUUGAUAUUUUGCUCUUAGCGAUGACAGCUCCAAGUUUUCUGCGAAAGAGCAAUGUUUUCGUCUUUGUCAAGAAACAUGUCCUAUCUGGUCUAACAAAUGUACUGCAUCUGGUAUUUAAAAAUAGUGAACUGCAACAGUUGGUAUCAAACCACGUUGGAGAAAGUAAAGACGUUUGUUUCGAUUUGGUUAUGGCUUAUCUUCGUGCCUGUAUCUCAAAUGAUAAUCUGGAGAUCUCUGCCAGUCAUGUUGAAUUAUUUAUAAAAAUAUUCAAAAGAUUGCUUAAAGGUGGAGACAUUUUUGUAGAUGCAGACCAUUUCGAUGAAAUGAUAGACAUUUAUACCGUCUUAACACUCUUGGAUUCUAAACGAGCUUUGCAUCGUAGUAUGCAGCAAUACGUCCUGAAGGGGAACUCUGCAUUAUCAUUCGCAUGUACGGAGGUGCUGAUAUUAGCUUCAUGUUGUUUAGACGAACCAACUGAGCAGGUCACUGAUAAACUAGUAUUCUGGGUCCAAACGAAAAAUCGAUUCGCUCGAUUUUCCUCGAAUUUCAGACGUCUAAACAUUGAGCGGUUGAUAGCUCAUUAUUUCAGGUUAUGCGCAGGGAAAAUUCCUCAAAGUAAAAAUCAGAUUCAACUCGCUGGUCGUGCCUUCUCGUUAAAUAAUUGCAGUGUACUUCGUUAUAUAACUGACGACAGUAAUAAGCCGGCGUUGGAGUCGUCAAAGUUGAAGGUUAACAGCAAAUUAUGUAGGCUGAUGGAAGAAUACGAACACAAUGGAAUGCAUAUUGAGGAUUAUUACGAAAUUGCUGCUAAUAUGUAUGAGCUGAUGAUCUGUAAAGCAGAAAUCUCCAAAGAUUUGCAACAAAAAAUUGCGGACCUGCUAGUGAAAAGUUUGAAAACUUGGAUGAAAAAUUCUCAACAUUCCUUUGACAGGUUAUUGAGUGUUGGAUUAAGAUUAAUGGCUACGUGCAAUAUCACAGACGAAAUGCAGCUAAAAGUUCUUGGACUUUUGAAAGACGCUGUUGCAAGUGGAAUAAAGUUCCCCAUGGUAGCAUUUUGGCGCUUCUUGGAAGUUUGUUGCAACCAACAAAAGCCAUCGAAGGUGUGCAAUGUUGCACAAUCAAUUCUCACUAAUAUAGAAGUGCCUGAGAUCAUUCAAGUUAGUAUUUUCGAAAAAUCAUCACAAUUUACGAGUAGCGUUGCAGUUGAUUCGGAAUGCUAUACAAAUAUAGAAAAUAACAGUAGAUGUACGAUAUGUACGAAAUCGUAUUUUGUGCAACGCAAGCGACCACGCAGAGAAUUUGACUCUGAGGAGUGCGAUUUUGAAGAAAUCAUACAUAACGUCAGCCAAAUGGUGAAAAAAAUUCACGACUUUUCAAAGCAUCUUAAAAUAAGCCACGUCAAACAACUAAAUAAUGUUUGCAUCGAUAUCAAAAAAAUUACUGACAAUCACAAGAAUGAAACAUAACCAGACGUACGUAUUUUAUUGAGGUCUAAAAGAGGUUUUAAAAAUGUCUAUUGUAAUGUUUUUGAGCUGAGUUGCGUUAAGGUGUUUGGCAUAUAUUAGACUUUCCGCGUCUUCCUGGAGUAACAGCCCUAAAAACAAAGUUUGAUUUGAAAUAUAUAAACAAUAUAGGUUCGGAAUUAUUUUCGAAAGAUAUGUACCUGCAAAACUGGCAGAUACGAAACACACUAUGCUACCAACAAUAAAUGCACGCAUUGCAACCGAUGUUAUAAUGUAUCGUCUAUUCGGCGCCAUCGCGCUCAGUGUGCCAAUGAGUAUGCCCAGUGAGCUUGGAUUUGCAAAGCCACAGAUGGCAAAUGUUGAUAUGCUAAUGCUGCGAGCCUACGCAAAUGAAAAUGCGAAUAAAUGCAUUUAAUUAUUAAGUUAUAUGUAAAUAAUAGGCAUUUGGACGAUUAAUACUCACCUCGAGGUCACCGUUUUUUAUGUAUUCUCCCAAACGCUCAUAUGCUACAAAUUCGUUGAUUAUUGUCUUAGUGGCCACAAUUUUUGCCACAAUAUCACAGUCCUUGGAGGGCACACCCAUGGCCCAAGCCAGCGGGAUAAAUAGUUUGGAAAAUAGCCAUUCGAAAUCAACGUCUUCCAAUCCAACCAAAAAGCUGAACCAGUUUACCACGGCAUUAAGAAAUGCUACAAAGGCGACAAAGGCGACAAUGUUGGCGGCAAUACCCAAAACGAUGGGUAUUGCGGAACUAGCUCCAUUUGAUGCCGCAUCCAGUAUAGAUGAGUCUUCUCUUUACGUACACAUAUACAUGCAUGUAAUGGAAAGAUACAAACAUAAUUUACCGUAUUAUAGUUUUAUAAGCAUUUUCUUUAUUUAUAUAGAAAUAAAAUAAUAUCCAAUAUAAUUGCAAAAAAAUCUGAGCAAAUAUACAAAAAUUACACUAACAUUUCAUA
This is a messenger RNA of Anastrepha ludens (Mexican fruit fly), 3381 nucleotides long. RefSeq lists its product as uncharacterized. The transcript has 10 exons. The coding region runs from base 64 to 2430 and encodes 788 amino acids. Lineage: Eukaryota; Metazoa; Arthropoda; Insecta; Diptera; Tephritidae. The record is from RefSeq and is a predicted model, not a curated record.